AUGGACGGGCUGCCCGGUCGGGCGUUGGGGGCCGCCUGCCUUCUGCUCCUGGCGGCCGGCUGGCUGGGACCCGAGGCUUGGGGUUCCCCUACGCCCCCGCCAUCGCCCGCCGCGCCGCCGCCACCCCCGCCACCCGGAGCUCCGGGAGGCUCGCCGGACACCUGUAUGUCGUGCGGCGGCGGCGGCGGUGGUGGCGGCGGCUUCCGGCGGCCGGAGGAGCUGGGCCGGGUGGACGGUGACUUCCUGGAGGCGGUGAAGCGUCACAUCUUGAACCGCCUGCAGUUGCGGGGCCGGCCCAACAUCACGCACGCCGUGCCCAAGGCCGCCAUGGUCACGGCCCUGCGCAAGCUGCACGCGGGCAAGGUGCGCGAGGACGGCCGCGUGGAGAUCCCGCACCUCGACGGCCACGCCAGCCCGGGCGCCGACGGCCAGGAGCGCGUCUCCGAAAUCAUCAGCUUUGCAGAGACAGAUGGCCCCGCCUCCUCCCGAGUCCGCCUGUACUUCUUCGUCUCUAAUGAAGGCAACCAGAACCUGUUCGUGGUGCAGGCCAGUCUGUGGCUUUACCUGAAACUCCUGCCCUACGUUUUGGAUAAGGGCAGCCGGCGGAAGGUGUGGGUCAAGGUGUACUUCCAGGAGCAGGGCCAUGGUGACAGGUGGAACGUGGUGGAGAAGAAGGUGGACCUCAAACGCAGUGGCUGGCACACCUUCCCCAUCACCGAGGCCAUCCAGACCCUGUUUGAACGCGGCGAGCGCCGCCUCAACCUGGACGUGCAGUGUGACAGCUGUCAGGAGCUGGCCGUGGUGCCGGUGUUCGUGGACCCUGGUGAGGAGUCACAUCGGCCCUUUGUGGUGGUCCAGGCCCGCCUGGGCGACAGCAGACACCGCAUCCGCAAACGGGGCCUGGAAUGUGACGGGCGGACCAGCCUCUGUUGUAGGCAACAGUUCUUCAUUGAUUUCCGGCUCAUCGGCUGGAACGACUGGAUCAUCGCGCCCACUGGCUACUACGGGAACUACUGCGAGGGCAGCUGCCCGGCCUACCUGGCCGGAGUCCCCGGCUCGGCCUCCUCCUUCCACACGGCUGUGGUGAACCAGUACCGCAUGCGUGGCCUGAACCCGGGGCCUGUGAACUCUUGUUGUAUCCCGACGAAACUGAGCUCCAUGUCCAUGCUGUACUUUGAUGAUGAGUACAACAUCGUCAAACGGGAUGUGCCCAACAUGAUCGUGGAGGAGUGUGGCUGCGCUUGACAGUGGCCUGCAAAGGCAUGGCGGCAGUGGGCUUUGCAGGGACAGGAGGUGCAGGUGGGCUGAGCGUGGCCAUUCUGUUGAGCUGUAGAGAGUGCCCGAGUGAGGCCUGAAAAGAUUUUUCUACUGCUUCAUAGAACAACCAGUCAAAGCCAGAGGGAGAACCCUCAGGUGACACGAGAGACUCCCAAACACACACCACACGUAGACCCGCACAGCCAGACACAUCCUGCCACCCACACAGCAGCCUCCAGGCCUCCAGGAUACCGGCGAUGGAUGCGGCGGCGACAAAUGGCAGCUUAGCUACCAAUGCCUGUCAGUCGGAGAGAAUGGGGUGAGCAGCCACCAUCCCCACCAGCUGGCCGGGCCACUCUGAAUCGCGCCUUCUGAGCACACAUAAAAGCACAAAGACAGAGACGCAGGGAGAGCGAGCCAGAGAGCCACUGAGAGGAAAAUCGGGGCGGGAAGCACGGGCAGGCGGAGGGCCAUGUCCCUGCCUUGUCCCAGGCCUGCUCUUCCAUCACAGCGCCUGGCGUGGGCCUGCCUGCUUGCUCCCUGCAGGCAUUCUUCCCGCCUCUAAGGCCAGGGAAGCCCCACUUCCACGUACUUGGAGAGUAACAAGUGACCCAAGAGGAACUUGCCUGUCAGAGACCUCGGAGCAGGGACAGUGACCCUUUGACUGACUGUUUAGUUCCCUCACAUGACUUCUGUGUUUGUGUUUG
Molecule: messenger RNA, 1964 nt
Organism: Jaculus jaculus (lesser Egyptian jerboa)
Lineage: Eukaryota; Metazoa; Chordata; Mammalia; Rodentia; Dipodidae
Gene: Inhbb
Product: inhibin subunit beta B
Exons: 2
Coding region: 1-1245 (414 amino acids)
Biological process (GO): SMAD protein signal transduction; BMP signaling pathway
Cellular component (GO): extracellular region
Molecular function (GO): cytokine activity; growth factor activity
Source: RefSeq, a predicted model, not a curated record